AUUGUUCUCGAUAAACUGAAUUUUGGUACGAGUUACCACAAGUUACAAACUGUAAACUGUUACUACAUAUAUUUUUACUACUUACAAAAUCACAAAAAUGUCUUAGAUAAAACGAUAGUCUUGAUGUGUUUCGCCAAUAUAUUUAGGACGAAAAAAACAGUUUAAACAGGGUAUUUCUUUAGGUUAUGAUAUAGUUGUAAUAAUUUUUAGUUUUCAAAUUCAUUUACUGUGAUUUCACUAAAAAUGUUUUGUUGGGGAAACGCAACACAUCACGAAUUAUGUAUUGAUGGGUCUGACAAUCUUGAUUUGAUAAUAAAGCCAACAUUUUCGAAAUGGAAGGAGAGUGGUCAUGUACAAUCAAUAGCAGCUGGAGAGUUCCAUUCAUUAUACUUAACCAACAUUGGCCAUCUGUAUUCAUGUGGCAACAAUGAUGUUGGGCAGUUGGGGCGGCACACAAAGGAUGAUGAUGGAAAAUAUCCAGGUUCUCUUGUAGAAACAUUUAAAGGUUGCAAUUUAUCAGCAAUAGCAUGUGGAAUGCAGCAUUCAAUGGCAAUUGAUGAAUGGGGGCAACCUUUUAGUUGGGGUUCUGACAGUAUGGGUCAAUUAGGUAGUAAUCUAGGGGCACAUGCUCAAGAUAAACCUAAAAUUAUUAAAUUACUAGCUACAAAAAAUUUAAUACAGAUAGCUUGUGGUUCUUACCAUUCUAUAGCAUUGACAAAUAAUGGUGAGUUAUAUACCUGGGGUGCAAAUAGUUUUGGUCAGUGUGGUUUAGGCAUGAUGUCAAAUAAGGAAACAACACCACAACAGAUAACAUCAUUAGUUGGUGUUCCCAUUGCAUUGGUGACUUGUGGGAGUAACCAUACAUUUGUCUUAUCUAAGUCUGGAGCUGUUUAUGGGUUCGGUAAAAAUGGUCACGGCCAAUUAGGACUACAAGACAAGGAUAACAGAUGUUAUCCUACUCAUUUAAAAUCACUGCGUAAUGUUAAGGUUUGUUACAUUUCAUGUGGGGAAGACUUCACAGCGUUUCUAACGUUAGAUGGCGGAGUGUUUACAUGUGGUUCAGGGGAAUAUGGACAGACAGGGCAUGGGGCGGUCAAAGAUGAAUUGGUUCCUAGAAAAAUAAUGGAAUUAAUGGGCAGUACAGUGACGCAAAUAGCGUGCGGACGUAGGCACGUACUGUGUCGCGUCGGCGAUCGCGUGCUCGCGUGCGGAUACGGCGCGCGCGGUCAACUCGGCUGUCCGCACAUGGCCUUCGCACUUGUACCCACGCCCGUGCCGUUUACUCCUAACGAUGAAUCACCGACAGAGCCGGCUGACUCUAAUAAGCCGAAAAAGAAGCCGAAGCUAGAAAGCCAAGCCAAAGAGUGCGCAGGAACUUCAAAAAAUUGUUUUUCAACGGCCCUCCUCAGCGGCCCUAUACGCGUAUUCGCGGGAGGUGAUCACAGUUUCCUCGUAAUCAAUAGUGAUAAAUCUAUACAAGCUGACGCACGGUUACCAGAUGCAAAGAAACAAAUACUCACACUAAAUAUACCUAAACUGGCGGCUUGCGAGGUCUUCAAGGACGACGAUGUAGUGAAUCAGGAUCUAAUGGCAUAUUUAGAGACAGUAUUCGGAUCUCUAUCGUGUUUGAAUGCAUCAUUCCUGUUACAAAAUAGCGCUCAUUAUGGAUGCAAUACAAAAGUGCCUGGAGUGGACAUCAAAAAGGCUGAAGAGGCUUUUAGUAUCAUCAGUCGAUUUGAAAAUACAUCUAUUAAAGAGUUGAUAUUCAGUCAUCUAACAGAGAACGUAAUAAAGGGAGUAAAGAAUUCGCCACCUGAUGCUGAAGCUUUGAGAGUUUUUCUCCUCUUGCCUUUGUACCAUGAGAUGAGGAAUCCGAGGCGACAUCCGGAAUUACAGGGUCCAUUCGCCGAGGCAUUCAACAGGUUAUUAGUCCACCCUCAAAAGAUCGUCCACUUGUGGUGGGAGGCGCAAACGGCGGAGUACUUUGAGAUGCUCGUUGAUAUAUUUAAGAGUGUCAUUGUGUACGAGUUGAUGCAGCCAGUGGUCAGGCUUAAUAAGAGAUUAAAUUUCACACACAGCAUAUUACAAAUACUGAAUGCUCUAUCAACUCUAAACAAAAUAAACUUCACGAAUCCAAAGAAUCCAAAAAUACCAGCGGAAUGUUUCUAUAUUGAGGACCUUAGUGGUCAUGUUAAUAUCGCUAAAGACUAUAUAAAUUGGCUCUCGGAUCAAGAUCGUCUCCGUAAAAGGUCGUACCAAUCAGCAUUUAAUUCGUUACAGUCGAAUCAGCUUCACCUCUGCAACUACGCAUUUCUAUUUGACGUACAAUGCAAGUCUUUGCUACUUAAGAUCGAUCAACAGCUACAAAUGCAAAUGGCUAUCCACAGGGAGGUUACGCAAAUAUUCACGAGACUUUUCAUGGAUCCGACGUACGAAUACCAUAGAGACCAGUUUUUGCAACUGUCUGUGUCGAGAAAUCAUAUUGUGAGAGACACGAUGCUGCAAAUCAGCAAUCAUGACAGCUCUCAGCUGAAGAAGCCGCUUAGAGUAGAAUUCGUAGGUGAGGAAGCGGAGGACGCUGGAGGGGUUAAGAAAGAGUUCUUCCUAUUAUUGCUGAAGGAAAUAUUUGACCCUGUCUAUGGAAUGUUUAAGCAGUCCGAGGAGACAAACAUGAUAUGGUUCUCUAACAACCCAUUUGAAGAUGAUGUCAUGUAUUAUUUAAUAGGUGCAAUAUACGGACUAGCUAUAUACAACUCGAUAAUCAUUUACGUGCCAUUUCCACUUGUACUAUACAAGAAAUUGUUGGACGAAUCUGUUAUAUUGGACGAUUUAUCCGACCUCUACCCAACGCUGGCGAACAGUUUGAAACAUUUGCUUGAAUAUCCUGACGAAGACGUUGAAGAGGUAUUCUGUUUGUGUUUUGCCGUUAACACAGUAGUGUUUGAUCAAGUUCAAGUGCACCCGCUCAAGGAGAAUGGAGAGAAUGUGCCCGUCACACAUGAGAAUAAGGCGGAGUAUGUUGAUUUGUAUGUCGACUUUCUACUGAACAAGUCUGUUGAAAACCAGUUUAAAGCUUUUAAUCAAGGUUUUCAGAAGGUGUGUGGUGGCAGAAUAAUUAAAUUAUUUAGAUCCCACGAAUUAAUGUCUGUAGUUAUCGGCAAUGAGGAGUAUGAUUGGGAGGUCUUUGAGAGCAACGCGGAGUAUAAGAAUGGAUACUGCGCUACGGACCCGCAAAUUAGGUGGUUUUGGGAGAUCUUCCACGAGCUAUCCUUGGAGGAUAAGAAAAAGUUCCUGCUGUUCCUUACUGGAAGUGACCGUGUACCUAUACAAGGCAUGAAAGAUAUUAAGAUAAUAAUUCAAGCUGUUGCGGACGACCGUUAUUUCCCAGUAGCCCAUACUUGCUUUAACCUUUUGGACCUGCCUCGGUACAAAACGAAAGAACGCCUCAAAUACUACCUCGUUCAAGCCAUUCAGCAGACGCAGGGUUUCUCCCUAGUUUAAACGCGAAACGCCCCUGCAUAGUACAACACAAGUAAUGUUUUCGUAGUACCUAUGAUAAAUUGUCACGAACGCAUUUAAUAUUUGGGACCGUAUUCAAAUUUAUCGCGAGUCUUGGUCUAGUUAGAACUUUUAUUUGUCAAGCGUAGCGGAGAUAUUCAUGAUAUCACUUAUAAAAAAAUAAAUUUAUAUAUGUUAGCUUGAUAAUUUUUUGAUUCACAAAUACAUUUUUAAUAUCCUGGUUUUAAUUUUGAUUUUGGUGUAAGUUUAAAUUGUUAUAUGUAUGUCAAUAUACAAUUAUUAUGAAUUAUAAUUAAAACAUUUUUAAUUACGAAAAAUAUUUUAUUAUUAUUACUUAAUUUUUGCGUCACAAUUUCUGUGUAUAUGCAUAAUAUCACUUGUGAUUAUACGAAAAGCGUAAAAUUGGUUUACUAUGUAAUUUACGGCUCGUAGCAAUUACGUUUCGUAUUUUGGUUUUAGAACUCCAACGUUAGAAUAUAAAUACACAUUAAGAAGCCGAGCCAUGAUUUAUAUAAUUACGUAGACAAUUCUUCGUAACAUAACAAAACAGGUGUGAUUAUAAUAAUGUCCUAAAAUAGAUCAUUGCUAUUUGGUGUCUAUUUAUAUGCAUUUGAAAUUUUAUAUGUAAUAAUUUUAAAUCAAUUUUAUCAUAAUUCUUACCACAAACAUUAGUAUGGUUUUGUUAAUGUCGUUUAUAUACGCCAUUGAGGCUUACGGCCGUUAAAUCAGAACGCGCUACUGAAAUUUUCAGUACUAAAUUGUUUACCAUUAUACAAUUCGAAUAAAAUUAAUGCUUCACACAAAUUAUUACAACCCAACUAAAGGAAUAUUGAAAAACAGAUUUUACGUGCGUUCGCUCGUAACGAAUUUCUAGAGCGCCUCAGGGUCCAUAUAUAUAUAGACAAUUCUAAUUAAAAAAAAAUAUCACCAAUAUUCGCAAGAUUAUAAAAAGCAAUAGUUUUAAGGUAUUUUACAAUGCACCACAAGUAAAAGUUGUAUUUCUAGUAAUUCAAAGCGUCCACAUAGGUAUUUGUGAGGACGUUAUAACGCUAGUUAUCGAACGGUUAAUUUUGGGAAUGUUAUUGUUAAUACAUGUUGCUUAUUUUAUUUCGUUGAUCGCCUCCGUGUAGCUGAAAAUGUUAAAGUAAGUGUAAAGCGAAAAGCGCCUUUUUAAAGCGUUAAACGGAAUAUUUCUUAAUGUUGAAUUGGUAUCAUGUUGUGUAUAAGCUAUCCGGUCAAUAACUUGUUCUGAGCAAUUCUUCUGAAAAUAACUGUUUUUAUUGUCUGUGGAAAUUCAGUAUUGACACAGAUAAUCGUGAAAUAGAACAGAGUAAAUGAAGCCCCUUAUUGGACGAAUAGCUUGACGAAAAUUGGAACAGGUAGAUAAUACUGGUUAGCCUGUGAUAUAGUUUAAUCUGACAAUAUAACUGGCUUUGUCAUGUUGUUUAUUUUGUAUGAUUGUACAUCAUAUGCAAAGUUGACCACAUUGAUUGGGUAUUGCUAAUUUUAAUUUCGAAGCAUUUAUGCAUCUAUUUGUAGCUCAUUCUAUGGUGUGGUUUGAGAAAAAAUAUAUUAUUUUCUUACUA
Messenger RNA from Pieris brassicae (large cabbage white), 5105 nucleotides. It is a transcript of the gene Herc4, whose product is annotated as probable E3 ubiquitin-protein ligase HERC4. The transcript has 21 exons. The record is from RefSeq and is a predicted model, not a curated record. Lineage: Eukaryota; Metazoa; Arthropoda; Insecta; Lepidoptera; Pieridae. Gene Ontology annotation, molecular function: ubiquitin-protein transferase activity. The coding region runs from base 244 to 3501 and encodes 1085 amino acids.